Ictalurus punctatus (channel catfish) is the source of this 722-nucleotide messenger RNA. RefSeq names its product histone H2B-like. The transcript has a single exon. Bases 37 to 411 code for a protein of 124 amino acids. NCBI's taxonomy places the organism in Eukaryota, Metazoa, Chordata, Actinopteri, Siluriformes, Ictaluridae. The record is from RefSeq and is a predicted model, not a curated record. Gene Ontology annotation, cellular component: nucleosome. Gene Ontology annotation, molecular function: protein heterodimerization activity; DNA binding; structural constituent of chromatin.
AGUCAUUUUCUGUUCGUAUUCUCGAGGAGCAGCAUCAUGCCCGAUCCAGCCAAGACCGCGCCCAAGAAGGGAUCAAAGAAAGCCGUGACCAAGACGGCCGGCAAAGGAGGCAAGAAGCGCAGAAAGUCGAGGAAGGAGAGCUACGCCAUCUACGUGUACAAGGUCUUGAAGCAGGUGCACCCUGACACCGGCAUCUCAUCCAAGGCCAUGGGCAUCAUGAACUCCUUCGUGAAUGAUAUUUUUGAGCGCAUCGCCGGUGAGUCUUCUCGGCUGGCUCACUACAACAAGCGCUCCACCAUCACCUCCAGGGAGAUCCAGACCGCCGUGCGCCUGUUGCUUCCCGGCGAGUUGGCCAAGCACGCCGUGUCCGAGGGCACAAAGGCCGUCACCAAGUACACCAGCUCCAAAUAAAGCGCGUUACCGCCAUCUUCAUCAACCCAACGGCUCUUUUAAGAGCCACCCACUUUUCAUACAAAGAGUAAUUUCCUCUCUUUCGCUUUCUCUCUCGCUGUGUGUGUGUGUGUGAGGGGAAGAGAGAGGGGGACUUCCUCCAGAGACAUUUCCCUUGACCCGAGCUCCACCAGGGGACUUCUGAAGCGCUGCACUCCCGCGGAGGUUGAGGCUUUGGGGUAAUUCUAGCAGUCUGCUAAAUGCAGAGAUGAGUAAAUCUAAACAGGGUUGUAGCACGGUUUCGGGGGUCGUAUAAUCUGAGCAAUGCAAAA